GAUUUGACUUCAAUCAACACCAAUAGAUUGCCAGGUUUGACUUCAAUCAACACCAAUAGAUUGCCAGGUUUGACUUCAAUCAACACCAAUAGAUGACCAGGUUUGACGUCAAUCAACACCAAUAGAUUGCCAGGUUUGACUUCAAUCAACACCAAUAGAUUGCCAGGUUUGACUUCAAUCAACACCAAUAGAUUGCCAGGUUUGACUUCAAUCAACACCAAUAGAUUGCCAGGUUUGACUUCAAUCAACACCAAUAGAUUGCCAGAUUUGACUUCAAUCAACACCAAUAGAUUGCCAGGUUUGACUUCAAUCAACACCAAUAGAUUGCCAGGUUUGACUUCAAUCAACACCAAUAGAUUGCCAGGUUUGACUUCAAUCAACACCAAUAGAUUGCCAGGUUUGACUUCAAUCAACACCAAUAGAUUGCCAGGUUUGACUUCAAUCAACACCAAUACAUGACCAGGUUUGACGUCAAUCAACACCAAUAGAUUGCCAGGUUUGACUUCAAUCAACACCAAUAGAUUGCCAGGUUUGACUUCAAUCAACACCAAUAGAUUGCCAGGUUUGACUUCGAUCAACACCAAUAGAUUGCCAGGUUUGACUUCAAUCAACACCAAUAGAUUGCCAGGUUUGACUUCAAUCAACACCAAUAGAUGACCAGGUUUGACGUCAAUCAACACCAAUAGAUUGCCAGGUUUGACUUCAAUCAACACCAAUAGAUUGCCAGGUUUGACGUCAAUCAACACCAAUACAUGACCAAGACUGAUCUCAAUCAACACCAAUAGAUUGCCAGGUUUGACUUCAAUCAACACCAAUAGAUUGCCAGGUUUGACUUCAAUCAACACCAAUAGAUUGCCAGGUUUGACUUCAAUCAACACCAAUAGAUUGCCAGGUUUGACUUCAAUCAACACCAAUACAUGGCCAGGUUUGACUUCAAUCAACACCAAUAGAUUGCCAGGUUUGACUUCAAUCAACACCAAUAGAUUGCCAGGUUUGACUUCAAUCAACACCAAUAGAUUGCCAGGUUUGACUUCAAUCAACACCAAUAGAUUGCCAGGUUUGACUUCAAUCAAUACCAAUAGAUUGCCAGGUUUGACGUCAAUCAACACCAAUAGAUUGCCAGGUUUGACGUCAAUCAACACCAAUAGAUUGCCAGGUUUGACUUCAAUCAACACCAAUAGAUUGCCAGGUUUGACUUCAAUGAACACCAAUAGAUUGCCAGGUUUGACUUCAAUCAACACCAAUAGAUUGCCAGGUUUGACUUCAAUCAACACCAAUACAUGACCAAGGUUUGAACUCAAUCAAACUUUUGCCUUCUCCCACCUUGCAUUUCCUGACAUUGUGUUGAAAUAGCACCAACAUUACUGGGCCAUCUACUGGGCAGGGAAGCUUGUAGCAGGAAAAAAGGCCGAGCCCUGCUUGGAUGACUUCUAGCAAGAACAAAUCGCCCGGAGCAAGAAAAAGAAUAGAAAAAAAUGGCCUUAAGAUAUCUGCAUUGGAAGAGUAAGCAAGAAGCAAGAAUUAUAAAUAGAUACAUUAAAGAAACGGACCCAAAGGAUAGUAGAAUCGCCGAUCCUAUUGUAGAUUCCCUGAUAUAUCGAAAAGGAAAAUGCCUGAACGCACAGCUCACGGAAUAUUUAUCAUUCUAAAUACAUUUUAAAUAUUGCCAUAUAAUCAAAUGAUGAUAUGUUUUGUUAAUGGAUAUUUUGUAGUUUCCUUCUUAAAAUAGCACAAAGAAAAAUAACCAAAGCCUGAGUCACAUAAGAGUCACAUGAUUUUCGAUGGCAUUUGUUUGAAGGUGAUGAUGUCUGAAUUGGUAAAAUAGUUAAUGAAAAAGGCUCCUCUUGGAUUUUUUAAAGAUGUGAUAGAUCAGGGGGUCGAAGGAUAGUUAGAGCAGGUGAUUCCUUGUAGUCAAUGACGACACAACGAAACACUAACGAAUAUUAAUUCAUGAAUACCGUCUUAAUAAUUUUUGGCACAUUUUACAACAAGACUAUAUUAGUGGCGAAUGGGCCUAAUGUUUGUCAGCCUGAAUAGCAGGGGGUGGAGCACUGGGGGCACGUGCCCCCCCCCCCCUAAUAUUAAAAAUAUACUUAUAAGAAAUUGGCCGGUAGGGGCGUGGCUGUGCCCCCAAAAUUUUCUUAAUGUUUCUAUAUUCUGCCCCUCCAAUAUUUCAAAGCUUGCUACGGCAGUGAAUUGAUUGCAACUAUUUCACAGGCCAAUGACAGCCCUCAUGCCUUUAAGAACAAGUCCAUGCAGUGGUGUUCGCCAGCGAGACCUUUGGGGGUAUUCGCAGAAAGCAAACACUUUUUUUUAUAAUACGAUGAAAGUCCAUUAUUCGAAUUUUUUUAAAAAAAAAAAAAAAGAAAAAACAUAUCUUCAACUUUAUCUUAAUCAACUGUUUUUAUCUAUUUUCUCCGUUUAUUAUUUGUUAAGCUAAAACUAAUAAAAUUCAACAAUAUUUGGAAAAGAGAUGAUAAUAUUCGCUAGCAUUGCUUGUAACAUAUUGGAGAUAAAUAUUUUAUAAUUUUCCUAAUUAAUAAAUUAACAGUUGCUAUGAUAGGCAUUAGUAAUUGGUACUUGAAAACUAAAAAAAAAAGAAACAGUUAAACUUUGCAUAUUAUUUAGCAGGUAAGACGAUUUGUGAUAAGCGAUCGGUGAUCUUCUUGUAAUGUCUCGCGCUUCUUACUUGCAUGGGCGAUCUUCUUGUUAUGUCUCACGCUUCUUACUUGCAUGGGCGAUCUUCUUGUAAUGUCUUACGCUUCUUACUUGCAUGGGCGAACUUCUUGUAAUGUCUUACGCUUCUUACGUGCAUGGGCGAUCUUCUUGUAAUGUCUUAUGCUUCUUACGUGCAUGGGCGAUCUUCUUGUUAUGUCUCGUGCUUCUUACUUGCAUCGGCGAUCUUCUUGUUAUGUCUCGUGCUUCUUACUUGCAUGGGCGAUCUUCUUGUUAUGUCUCGCGCUUCUUACUUGCAUGGGCGAUCUUCUUGUAAUGUCUUACGCUUCUUACUUGCAUGGGCGAUCUUCUUGUAAUGUCUUACGCUUCUUACUUGCAUGGGCGAUCUUCUUGUUAUGUCUUACGCUUCUUACUUGCAUCGGCGAUCUUCUUGUUAUGUCUCGCGCUUCUUACUCGCAUGGGCGAUCUUCUUGUAAUGUCUUACGCUUCUUACUUGCAUGGGCGAUCUUCUUGUUAUGUCUUACGCUUCUUACGUGCAUGGGCGAUCUUCUUGUUAUGUCUUACGCUUCUUACGUGCAUGGGCGAUCUUCUUGUAAUGUCUUACGCUUCUUACUUGCAUGGGCGAUCUUCUUGUUAUGUCUUACGCUUCUUACGUGCAUGGGCGAUCUUCUUGUAAUGUCUUACGCUUCUUACUUGCAUGGGCGAUCUUCUUGUUAUGUCUUACGCUUCUUACUUGCAUGGGCGAUCUUCUUGUAAUGUCUCGCGCUUCUUACUUGCAUGGGCGAUCUUCUUGUUAUGUCUUACGCUUCUUACUUGCAUGGGCGAUCUUCUUGUAAUGUCUCGUGCUUCUUACGUGCAUGGGCGAUCUUCUUGUUAUGUCUUACGCUUCUUACUUGCAUGGGCGAUCUUCUUGUAAUGUCUCGCGCUUCUUACUUGCAUGGGCGAUCUUCUUGUUAUGUCUUACGCUUCUUACUUGCAUGGGCGAUCUUCUUGUAAUGUCUCGUGCUUCUUACGUGCAUGGGCGAUCUUCUUGUUAUGUCUUACGCUUCUUACUUGCAUGGGCGAUCUUCUUGUUAUGUCUCGCGCUUCUUACUUGCAUGGGCGAUCUUCUUGUAAUGUCUUACGCUUCUUACUUGCAUGGGCGAUCUUCUUGUUAUGUCUCGCGCUUCUUACUCGCAUGGGCGAUCUUCUUGUAAUGUCUUACGCUUCUUACUUGCAUGGGCGAUCUUCUUGUUAUGUCUCGUGCUUCUUACUUGCAUGGGCGAUCUUCUUGUAAUGUCUUGCGCUUCUUACUUGCAUGGGCGAUCUUCUUGUUAUGUCUUAAGCUUCUUACUUGCAUGGGCGAUCUUCUUGUUAUGUCUUACGCUUCUUACUUGCAUGGGCGAUCUUCUUGUUAUGUCUUACGCUUCUUACGUGCAUGGGCGAUCUUCUUGUUAUGUCUCGCGCUUCUUACUCGCAUGGGCGAUCUUCUUGUUAUGUCUUACGCUUCUUACUUGCAUGGGCGAUCUUCUUGUUAUGUCUCGUGCUUCUUACUUGCAUGGGCGAUCUUCUUGUAAUGUCUUACGCUUCUUACUUGCAUGGGCGAUCUUCUUGUUAUGUCUUACGCUUCUUACUUGCAUCGGCGAUCUUCUUGUUAUGUCUCGCGCUUCUUACUCGCAUGGGCGAUCUUCUUGUAAUGUCUUACGCUUCUUACUUGCAUGGGCGAUCUUCUUGUUAUGUCUUACGCUUCUUACGUGCAUGGGCGAUCUUGUUGUUAUGUCUUACGCUUCUUACUUGCAUGGGCGAUCUUCUUGUUAUGUCUCACGCUUCUUACUUGCAUGGGCGAUCUUCUUGUUAUGUCUCACGCUUCUUACUUGCAUGGGCGAUCUUCUUGUUAUGUCUCACGCUUCUUACUUGCAUGGGCGAUCUUCUUGUAAUGUCUUACGCUUCUUACGUGCAUGGGCGAUCUUCUUGUAAUGUCUUACGCUUCUUACUUGCAUGGGCGAUCUUCUUGUUAUGUCUUACGCUUCUUACGUGCAUGGGCGAUCUUCUUGUAAUGUCUUACGCUUCUUACGUGCAUGGGCGAUCUUCUUGUUAUGUCUCGCGCUUCUUACUUGCAUGGGCGAUCUUCUUGUAAUGUCUCACGCUUCUUACUUGCAUGGGCGAUCGUCUUGUAAUGUCUCGUGCUUCUUACGUGCAUGGGCGAUCUUCUUGUAAUGUCUCACGCUUCUUACUUGCAUGGGCGAUCUUCUUGUAAUGUCUCGCGCUUCUUACGUGCAUGGGCGAUCUUCUUUUGUAAUACAGGUUGUUUACCAUUUAAUCAGAAAUUCCGGUACUUCUAGCUAUAUUGUAAAUGGUAAGAUUCCUAUCCCCGGAAAAAUUUCGGAAUAUGUGGAAUUGCUUGAAAGGUAUUGGCAGUUUUCCAUAGAAUAUUUGACCGAGACCCCCAUCGGCCACUAUUCCCCAGGACCCCAAAAUGUAGAAGAUCUGGGGAGAGAAGGAAAUGGUAUAGAGUCACCCCAGAAAUUCUGGAAUAUAGGAAACUGUUCCUUAUCUUUAUGGCAUUCCGGUAAAAAUGGGAUCUCAUUCCGGAAUUUCCGAUUAAAUGGUAAACUACCACACUGUCGGAUUUUAUUAGAUACCAGCUCCAAUGCCAUUACGAAUUAAAGUCCUACAAAGAAAUCUUUGUCUCAACCCAGAUUUCAUGUCAAACUAUUUCCUUCAUGUAGCAUUUAAAGAUGUAUAAGCAUUAUAAUGUAUCACUUCUCUGAGAGUAUUUAUUGUUGGGUUUAGAUAUAAAAAAAGUUAACAAAAGUCAUUGUUAAUACAGAUUGAGCUAUAGAAGUCAUAGAAUAUGAGAAAGGGGCCAUAAUCACCUGGAGGAAAAUACUAUGUUUACCCCCCACCCCUUUAAGCCCUCAUUAGUAUAAACAGCUUAUGAAAACGAGCCAAGAGAACUCGCAGUUUAUCUAUAUAGACCUACGGGGAGUUUCUCGAGCUCACAACAAACACCCUGGAGACUGGCUACACAGCGCCUUUGCAUCGAUGCCUACACAGCACCGAGAAUUGUACACGAUCGCCAAGAUUUCGAUACAAAGGAAAUACAACAAAUUAAUUUCGCAGGAACGUGGGACCUGGAACAGCAGAAGAUAUUUAGCGCUAAGGCAAAAUCAUGUCGAUACUUCCCUUCAUGCUCGUGUUCGCCUCUAUCCGAGGUCACGUGAUCGCGCAAACAUGCCCACAGGGGGUUUGCUACGGAGGUGUUUUCAAGGCCAAGGAAGGCAUAAAGGGGCAGCAUUUGCUUGGGUUCUCGUACAAGAACCUCAGCACGGUCCGUCAUGCCCAGGGGUGCUUCUCGGCGUGUGCGAAUGAGUGCCUCUGCAGGUCGUAUCAGGUGUCAAGUACGGGAUGCGAGUUACUGGAGGAAGACAAGGAUUCAAGAACUCUUAAGCCAAAUUCUGACUACAUAUACUUCGACCUGAAACAAAAGGUCGUCCCUUCGGCAUCUUCCUUGUCGUACCCAUCCGUCUGUAGAAAUGGCUGCUGUCUCGCCAACCCCUGUCUGAAUGGCGGAACGUGCACAGAGAAGUGCGAGCACCCAAAAACCAAGUUCGUCUGCAAUUGUCCGACUAAUGCCACAGGGAAACGAUGCGAGCAAUUCUUCUGGCCCAAGUCCUGCCUUGACUUCUACAAAGCACACAACGCACCAGCUAAACCACCGAGGGGUGUUUAUACGAUCUUCAAAAAUGAUAAUAUCACAGAAGUAAAAAGAUACUGUGAUUUCACACCGCCAAAUAAAGCAUGGACUUUGAUUGAAUCCUAUGCUGCGAAGCACAGAGUGGAAUUUGAAGCAAAGUCUUUUUUGGAUGACUACCCGGUCAAUCAAGAGACUCCUGGACAACACGAGAAGUACCGACUAGCGAGGGCAGCCAUGCAGAUGAUCAAAGCCAGCGGUGUCGUACCGAGUUACAUGCAAGUUCCUUACCAGGGAGAACGUAACUGAUCGAGACUACCUCGAAGGACGAUUGUCAGCAUGGGACAUCAUAGAUGAGGCGAGUAUUUCCAGAUCAUCCUACUGUAAAACAGUGACAUAUGUGAACAUCGAGGGUCAUAGUUGCUCGAAUUGCACUCUUGCGCUCUUCCAAAAGAAAGGAAAUUGGCAUUUUCACGCCCACCCUAACGAAGGCUGCGAUCUAAUUCCACCCACAUAUAAAAGCACAAGAAAACAGAUUUUCGGUAAGUAUAACGACGGCUAUCAUUCAUUCCUGGGCUACGACUCUCCAGGCUCAACCACAGAGUAUUGGUUGGGACAGGAAAUGCCAUGAACUAUGGAUUUACAAGGAAAUGCAAUGAACUAUUGAUUUACAAGGAAAUGCCGUGAACUAUUGA
Molecule: messenger RNA, 7044 nt
Organism: Nematostella vectensis (starlet sea anemone)
Lineage: Eukaryota; Metazoa; Cnidaria; Anthozoa; Actiniaria; Edwardsiidae
Exons: 3
Coding region: 5828-6658 (276 amino acids)
Molecular function (GO): oligosaccharide binding
Source: RefSeq, a predicted model, not a curated record